CAAACGUUUGAUGAAAGAGGCUGCAGAACUGAAGGAUCCUACAGAUCAUUAUCAUGCACAGCCUUUGGAGGAUAAUCUUUUUGAGUGGCACUUUACUGUUAGAGGCCCUCCAGAUUCAGAUUUCGAUGGAGGGAUUUAUCACGGGCGAAUAGUACUACCACCUGAAUAUCCCAUGAAACCACCCAGCAUUAUUUUGCUGACGGCCAAUGGCAGGUUUGAAGUGGGGAAGAAAAUUUGUUUAAGCAUCUCAGGGCAUCAUCCUGAAACAUGGCAGCCUUCAUGGAGUAUAAGAACAGCUUUACUAGCCAUUAUUGGAUUUAUGCCAACCAAAGGUGAAGGAGCAAUAGGAUCUCUAGAUUAUACACCAGAAGAAAGAAGAGCUCUUGCAAAGAAGUCACAAGACUUCUGUUGUGAGAUGUGUGGCACAUCUAUGAAGACAGCCCUCUUACCACUAACGUCUGGAAGCGUGUCAAGCCAGGCGGCCCAGGAGGCUAAAGAACUUGCCAGACAAAUUAGCUUCAAGGCAGAAGUCAAUUCAUCCAGGAAGCCUGAUGCUGGACCCUCAAACACAUCAGGACUGAACCACUCUGCCGCUUCACGUGAGCCUCAGCAGGAUGGUGCAGCUAGAGCAUUCCAGGAUCCAACAAGUGCAACGUCUGAAACUCAGCAUAGCAGUGCAGCAGCCAGUCAAGAGCAUACUCCGCCUGUGUCCACUAACACGUCCAUGAGUCCGCGGCAGCGCCGUGCCCAGCAGCAGAGUCAGAGACGGGCUCCAUCUUCAACUGACUUUAACCGGGUACAGCAACCAAGAGUCAACAUGAACCACACUGGAUCAACUGUUCUGAUUGUCCUUCUGACUUUUGCACUGGCAGCUCUUAUAUUUCGUAGAAUAUGUUUGGCUAAUGAGUAUAUAUUUGAGUUAUAAGGUUGUUUCUGUUGUAACAGCAGUGGCUUGAAUGCUUCGUUGAACAUUCUGUAUUGGGUAUGACAUGAGAACUGUUUACAAAG
Molecule: messenger RNA, 1008 nt
Organism: Nipponia nippon (crested ibis)
Lineage: Eukaryota; Metazoa; Chordata; Aves; Pelecaniformes; Threskiornithidae
Source: RefSeq, a predicted model, not a curated record